AUGAACAAUAGUGAGAUGGAGCCUUGUCCAUUCUGUUCCAAGAAAGUUCUUAAUGAAGAAGAAUUUUUCGUCCACGUCGUAAGUUGUAGCGGUGAGUCCAGUACACCAACGGCGGUUAGUAAAUCGGCCUCUCGCCAAGUACCCAUCGCAUCAAUGUCCCAAAACAGCGCAAUACAUCUACCGGCUCCCGAGGCUUCACUGCCUUGGCCAUCUUCUGGCUCCGCUCCAGCACCGCCAAAGCGAUUGGAACCGGUGAAGGCCGCUGCCGUAGCAGCUCUCAACCGUAAUCCGCCUCAGGUCCCUCGAGCCACUGAAGUGGGUAGCUGUGAAAGUGGGGACUGGAAGUGUGUGCUCUGCAAACUUAGCUUUCGUGACAAGAGCUUGUUGAUGGCUCACAUUAGGAGUUCGGAGCACACAGAAAAGAUUCGGCUCACCGGCUGUUCAAUUGAGUCACCGAAGACUCCAACGGUGCCACCACCUACCCAGAGUGCAAAAGUCAAUCCAAUGCCUAACACUUCAGAACCAGGUGUGAUGGGAAGUGGUUUGGCUGAAAUGGUGCGAGUCAUUGUAAAGGAAGAACUUGGUAAGAUUGUUCGUGCGGAGUUGCGCAAG
This is a messenger RNA of Mesocestoides corti, 612 nucleotides long. NCBI's taxonomy places the organism in Eukaryota, Metazoa, Platyhelminthes, Cestoda, Cyclophyllidea, Mesocestoididae. The record is from the annotation of a GenBank genome assembly.